AUGGCUUCAGGUGAGAUACCGGAGCCUGUGGAGGAGGCGCCCCGGAGGGUCGCAGCGGUUAACGUGGCUGUCCCGAGGGUCACGACAGAGCCCCUGAGGGCUCAUUCUUCCCGCUCGUCUCUUUUCGGGUCGGUUCUGUGCAGGUCUGUCAGCCGCAGGUGCCGUGCCCACCCCUCACACCUGCCUUCCCGCUACCGGGCCCGGUCACACCGGCAGCUGAAGAAGUUAGAUGAAGACAGUUUAACCAAACAACCUGAAGAAGUAUUUGAUGUAUUGGAGAAGCUCGGGGAAGGUUCCUAUGGCAGCGUGUUCAAAGCCAUUCAUAAAGAAACGGGUCAAGUUGUUGCAAUUAAACAAGUUCCGGUGGAAUCUGACCUGCAAGAGAUUAUAAAGGAAAUAUCCAUAAUGCAGCAAUGUGACAGUCCUCAUGUGGUGAAAUAUUACGGCAGCUAUUUUAAGAACACAGACCUGUGGAUAGUCAUGGAAUACUGCGGCGCUGGAUCUGUGUCUGAUAUUAUUCGAUUGCGAAAUAAAACUCUCACAGAGGAGGAAAUUGCUACAAUAGUGCAAUCAACAUUGAAAGGACUAGAGUACCUGCAUUUUAUGAGGAAAAUACACAGGGACAUCAAAGCUGGAAAUAUUUUGCUAAAUACAGAAGGACAUGCCAAACUUGCAGAUUUUGGAGUGGCAGGACAACUUACAGACACCAUGGCAAAGCGGAACACAGUUAUAGGGACCCCGUUUUGGAUGGCUCCAGAAGUGAUUCAAGAAAUUGGGUAUAACUGUGUUGCAGACAUCUGGUCUCUGGGAAUCACUGCAAUAGAAAUGGCUGAAGGCAAACCACCCUAUGCAGAUAUUCAUCCUAUGAGGGCAAUUUUUAUGAUUCCUACCAAUCCACCUCCAACGUUCCGGAAACCAGAGCUCUGGUCAGACAAUUUCACAGACUUUGUAAAACAGUGUCUUGUUAAGAGCCCGGAGCAGCGUGCCACUGCAACACAACUUCUGCAGCAUCCAUUUGUUAAAAGUGCCAAAGGAGUGUCAAUUCUGCGAGACUUGAUUAAUGAGGCAAUGGAUAUCAAGCUGAAACGUCAAGAGGCACAACAGCGUGAACUAGAUCAAGAAGAUGAAGAAAAUUCAAACCCCCUUUAUAGAAACUUUCUACUACACAAGAGCAACCGACAGAAACCUGAGGAAGAAGAUGAAACCGAUUCAGGCACCAUGGUGAGAGCGAGUGGAGACGAAACUGGUACUAUAAGAGCUGUCAACACGAUGAGUGAUGGAGCCAACACAAUGAUAGAACAUGAUGGCACGUUGGAAUCCCAGUUGGGUACAAUGGUCAUAAACACAGAGGAUGAAGAGGAGGAAGGCACCAUGAAAA
Antrostomus carolinensis (chuck-will's-widow) is the source of this 1378-nucleotide messenger RNA. It is a transcript of the gene STK4, whose product is annotated as serine/threonine kinase 4. The transcript is spliced from 10 exons. The record is from RefSeq and is a predicted model, not a curated record. The annotation marks the transcript as partial. Lineage: Eukaryota; Metazoa; Chordata; Aves; Caprimulgiformes; Caprimulgidae. Gene Ontology annotation, cellular component: cytoplasm. Gene Ontology annotation, biological process: protein phosphorylation. Gene Ontology annotation, molecular function: ATP binding; protein serine/threonine kinase activity.